UCCUUUAACGCGGACAUGCGCAAUAGAAAAAUUCUCUUUCUCGGUGGACGCAAUGGCGGACGCAGAAAAAAAAGUACCGGCGGUCCCUGAGAGCCUUUUGAAAAGGCGAAAGGCCUUUGCCACCAUGAAGGCCAUGCGCAUCAAGAAGAUGCUGGCUGAGAAAAAGGCCCGCAAAGUGACCAGGAAACUGAUCUACAAGAGGGCUGAGAAGUACCACAAGGAGUACAGACAGAUGUACAGGCGUGAGAUCCGCCUGAGCCGUACUGCUCGUAAAGUGGGAAACUAUUAUGUGCCAGCUGAGCCCAAACUGGCCUUUGUUAUCAGGAUCAGAGGCAUCAAUGGUGUGAGCCCCAAGGUCCGCAAAGUUCUGCAGCUGCUCCGUCUGCGCCAGAUCUUCAACGGCGUGUUCGUCAAGCUGAACAAGGCUUCAAUCAACAUGCUCAGGAUCGCCGAGCCUUACAUCGCUUGGGGAUACCCCAACCUGAAGUCUGUGCGUGAGCUCAUCUACAAACGUGGCCACGGCAGGAUGAGGAAACAGCGCAUCGCCCUCACAGACAACGCUCUGGUGGAGAAGGCCCUCGGCAAAUACGGCAUCAUCUGUGUUGAGGACCUCAUCCAUGAGAUUUACACAGUUGGAAAGAACUUCAAGCCCGCCAACAACUUCCUGUGGCCCUUCAAGCUGUCGUCACCCCGCGGUGGCAUGAACAAGAAGACCACGCACUUUGUGGAGGGAGGAGACGCUGGCAACAGGGAGGAUCAGAUCAACAGAAUGAUCAGGAGGAUGAACUGAAGUUAAGGUUUUCAAAGGACUCAAAAUGUAAAAUAAAAACUUUGAAAGAAAACUUCUUGUCAUUGUGUGAUUGUGCCAUUUAAUUAAUCGUUGAACCAUCA
This is a messenger RNA of Plectropomus leopardus (leopard coralgrouper), 891 nucleotides long. RefSeq names its product ribosomal protein L7 (gene rpl7). Lineage: Eukaryota; Metazoa; Chordata; Actinopteri; Perciformes; Serranidae. Gene Ontology annotation, cellular component: cytosolic large ribosomal subunit. The record is from RefSeq and is a predicted model, not a curated record. Gene Ontology annotation, molecular function: structural constituent of ribosome; RNA binding. Gene Ontology annotation, biological process: maturation of LSU-rRNA from tricistronic rRNA transcript (SSU-rRNA, 5.8S rRNA, LSU-rRNA).